AAGGAGCUGGAAAGUCUGGUGUUUCGGAUCUAAUGCGGUGCGGAGCACCCUCUAAAAGUGGAGUGUCUGGGGAGGUGCGAAGGAGGGCACUGACUCGGCAAAGCCGUGCCUGAGCAGCAAAUGUGAGGUUGGAUAAAGAAAUAGGUGUGUUGUGGCAUCACGCACGUGUAUUUGACAUCAGGUAUUCAUGGUGAUUCGCGAAUUGUUAGUUACACAAAAGAAAAGGAGUGCGUGUGUACAUGUGGCAGGAAGGGGAUAAUAAACUUGUACAUUAUUCAAGAUACUUAUUUCUAACUUACAAAAGCAUUACACUGAUUUUAUUGGAACAAGAGAAAAGUUUGUGGUUUUUUUUUUUUUUUUAAAAGCUAGAAGUAAAGAGUCUCUGACAAGAAACAUUUAACAAUUUGAAGAACGUAAUUUAAUUAUUGCAGGAUAAGAGUGUCUUUGCUGAAGUCUAGCAACUGUAGUUUCAGCUAUUGUGAGUUUGGUUAUUACUAAUAUAGAUUUCAGUGAAGAGUUUUUACCAGCAGAUUUAGUGUAAUCUUCACUUCUAAAUUGGGAUUUUUCUCAUAGAUGUAUUAAUCUUUUUGUAGGGAUUGGCACAUUCAGAUUCUUUAUGCGACUUAUAAAAAUUUAAAGUCGUUCUUUGUUUGUCCCCAGUGUCUAUAUCAAAUUGAGAGUCCGGGGAAUGUUUAUUUGUGGUAACAAUAAAGCAUCUUCAGAAGGGAUAAUCAUGGGUCAAACCGGAAAAAAAUCUGAGAAGGGACCAAUUUGUUGGAGGAAACGUGUAAAAUCAGAAUAUAUGAGACUGAGGCAGCUUAAGAGGUUCCGACGUGCCGAUGAAGUAAAGAGUAUGUUUAAUUCUAAUCGUCAGAAGAUACUGGAAAGAACUGAAAUCUUAAAUCAAGAAUGGAAACAACGUAGGAUACAGCCUGUUCACAUCAUGACUUCUGUGAGCUCAUUGCGCGGGACCAGGGAGUGCUCUGUCACCAGUGACAUAGAUUUUCCAAAACAAGUCAUCCCUUUGAAGACUCUCAAUGCUGUUGCUUCUGUGCCUAUAAUGUAUUCUUGGUCUCCCCUUCAACAGAAUUUUAUGGUAGAGGAUGAAACUGUUUUACAUAACAUUCCAUAUAUGGGAGAUGAGGUGCUUGACCAGGAUGGUACCUUUAUUGAAGAACUCAUCAAGAACUAUGAUGGGAAAGUGCAUGGAGACAGAGAAUGUGGAUUUAUCAACGAUGAAAUAUUUGUUGAACUGGUCAAUGCCCUUGGUCAAUAUAGUGAUGAUGAAGAUGAUGAUGAUGGAGAUGACAAUCCUGAGGAAAGAGAUGACAAGCAAAAAGAUCGGGAAGAGAAAGAAAGCCACCCACCUCGGAGAUUUCCUUCUGACAAGAUAUUUGAAGCCAUUUCCUCCAUGUUUCCAGACAAGGGUACAGCAGAAGAACUGAAAGAGAAAUAUAAAGAACUCACUGAGCAGCAACUUCCUGGAGCUCUUCCCCCUGAAUGCACACCGAACAUAGAUGGACCAAAUGCUAAAUCCGUUCAGAGGGAGCAAAGCCUGCACUCUUUUCACACACUCUUCUGUAGACGCUGUUUUAAAUAUGAUUGCUUCUUACAUCCAUUCCAUGCAACUCCUAAUACUUAUAAACGAAAGAAUACAGAAACAGCAUUAGAUAAUAAGCCUUGUGGACCGCACUGUUACCAACAUUUGGAAGGUGCAAAGGAGUUUGCAGCUGCCUUGACUGCUGAGCGUAUAAAGACACCACCAAAGCGCCCGGGUGGCCGCCGGAGGGGGAGACUUCCAAACAACACCAGCAGGCCCAGCACGCCAACAAUAAAUGUCUUGGAAUCAAAGGACACGGACAGCGACCGAGAAGCUGGAACGGAAACUGGAGGAGAAAACAAUGAUAAAGAAGAAGAAGAAAAGAAAGAUGAAACAUCCAGUUCCUCUGAAGCAAAUUCUAGGUGUCAAACACCGAUAAAGAUGAAGCCAAAUAUUGAGCCUCCGGAGAAUGUGGAAUGGAGUGGUGCAGAAGCCUCAAUGUUUAGAGUUCUUAUUGGCACCUACUAUGACAACUUCUGUGCAAUUGCCAGACUGAUUGGGACCAAAACGUGCAGACAGGUGUAUGAGUUUAGAGUAAAGGAAUCUAGUAUUAUUGCACCAGUCCCUGCUGAAGAUGUUGAUACUCCUCCCAGAAAGAAGAAAAGGAAACACAGGUUGUGGGCUGCUCAUUGCAGAAAGAUACAGCUGAAAAAGGAUGGGUCAUCGAAUCAUGUUUACAACUAUCAGCCAUGUGAUCACCCACGUCAGCCUUGUGAUAGCUCAUGCCCAUGUGUAAUUGCUCAAAACUUCUGUGAGAAGUUUUGUCAGUGCAGCUCAGAAUGCCAAAACCGGUUUCCUGGAUGCCGCUGUAAAGCGCAGUGCAACACCAAGCAGUGCCCGUGUUACCUGGCUGUGCGUGAGUGUGAUCCUGACCUCUGUCUCACCUGCGGAGCAGCUGACCACUGGGACAGCAAAAAUGUCUCCUGCAAGAACUGCAGCAUUCAGAGAGGAUCCAAAAAACACUUACUAUUGGCACCUUCAGAUGUGGCAGGCUGGGGAAUUUUUAUUAAAGAUCCUGUACAGAAGAAUGAAUUCAUCUCUGAAUACUGUGGUGAGAUUAUUUCUCAGGAUGAGGCAGACAGAAGAGGAAAAGUGUACGACAAAUACAUGUGCAGCUUUCUGUUUAACUUGAAUAAUGAUUUUGUGGUUGAUGCAACACGCAAGGGCAACAAAAUUAGAUUUGCAAACCAUUCAGUAAAUCCCAACUGCUAUGCAAAAGUUAUGAUGGUUAAUGGUGAUCACAGAAUAGGAAUAUUUGCUAAAAGAGCCAUUCAGACUGGUGAAGAACUGUUCUUUGACUACAGAUAUAGCCAAGCUGAUGCCCUUAAGUAUGUGGGCAUUGAAAGAGAAAUGGAAAUCCCUUGACACCAGCUACCUCUUCUUUUAAACAAACAGCUGCCUUAUCUUCAGGAAUUUCUAGUACUGUGGGCAAUUUUAGAAAAAUAAAAAUGAUGCAAUUUGAAAUUAUGUAUUUGCAAAGUACUGUAACAGUAAUUUAUAGUAACAAAUUUAAGAAAAACAAACAACUUUUUAUUGCCUUCUCACCAGCUGCGAAGUGUUUUGUACCUAUGAACUUUUGCAAUAAUGUGGUGUGGUACAUUUUUCAACCUUGAAUAAAGGAUACUUGAACUUCUUCGUUUUUACUGGAA
Molecule: messenger RNA, 3249 nt
Organism: Empidonax traillii (willow flycatcher)
Lineage: Eukaryota; Metazoa; Chordata; Aves; Passeriformes; Tyrannidae
Gene: EZH2
Product: enhancer of zeste 2 polycomb repressive complex 2 subunit
Exons: 20
Coding region: 689-2965 (758 amino acids)
Biological process (GO): chromatin remodeling
Molecular function (GO): histone H3K27 methyltransferase activity; protein binding
Source: RefSeq, a predicted model, not a curated record